AUGGCACAAGCACUUUCAUCAGAUGGACAUAAAGACACGACAAGUGCGAUGUCUGAAGAAUCCAACAUGAGUGACCCUAAACCACUACAAGAUAAUCUCACUGAGAUGAUCAACGUUGGUGAAGGACCUGAAGGCACAACCAGUAUAGCUUCCAGAGACACAGACAUGGAACCAUUUCAAAUGAGUCCAAAAAGGACUAAAGUAACAUCUGAAUCAAGCCAAGCUGAAGGCCACAUAGAAGGUCCUGACAGAGCUGUUCAAGCAUUUCAAGAAGAUGGCAAAGCAGAAAUGCACCCAACGGGAUCUGAACCAUUAUCUCCUCUAACUGUGGUGCUUUUUGGAAAAACGACCGCUAUCAAAUUUGGAAGUGAAAAUGUGCUGCUGGGACCCGACCACGUUCAUCCAACACAGGUGAAUUUCCCUUUAAAAGCAAUAGUAUCAGGACGCCACUUGUCAGUAAUCGACAUGAUGGACUUGCAUGAGAAUGCGCUGUACCUGGACCCUGUGGAGCACAUCACUGGAGGGUUAGUCCGUGAAAACAACAUUCAUUCUUUCAUCCUGGUUCUGGAACUAGACAAUAUAACCGAGUCCGAUAAGCUGAAGAUAAACUGGCUGCAAGGACAAUUCGGAGAAGAUGUGCUGCCCUACGUGAUGGUUCUCUUCACGUACGACAGAGAGGAGGAGGAGGGCGACAGCAUCAUAGACGACCUGAUGAAGGACUCAUUCAUAGAGCAGAUUACAGAGAAGUGUGGAGGCAGGUACUGCACAUGCAGCAAGAGCAUGAGCAACCAGGUAGAGAUGAAAACACUGCUGGAGAAGAUCGAACUCAUGGUCCAGGAGAACACCGAGCCCUGCUACACUGCUGAGAUGUACAACGCAGCCUUAACGCUCAGAAAUGACGUUGACAGCAAGAGGCAGCUAGAUGCCCGUGUCAAGACGAUGACUCCAAAAGAGAAUUCAGAACCAGAUGAAAACAAAAAGAGUCAGGAACCAGAGUGGGGAAUACCAGGAUGUGGAAAACCUCAACGUGAAAGAGAAGAGAAGAAAGCAAAGAUUCAACAACUCUUCCGCAGACUAAACCUUGGUGCCCAAAACACACUGACCUCAGACUUACUUACAAUAAGAACAUCCUCAGUGAAGACCCAUAAGCCGGUCGCAGAAAAAGACUUGGUUUAUUCCUUCCUGGAAAAGCUGCUCAUGAUGGACUACAAAGCACGAUGCAUCACGUUUCAAUCAGAAAGCCCUGAGACCAAAACUCAACCCAAUACAAGAGCUUCAAAAGAUAUAUGUUCUGCCCUUUUUAAAAAGAAGGCUGGGAAUAGUUCGUCAUCAGAGCAGUCUCAGAUUCAUCCCAUGGACAUUCAGAUGGCCGCUUUUCAUAGUUCAGACAACUUUCUCCGACAGUUAAUGGUAACCAAGCUUUCACAAUGCCAGUACGCUGUUCCACUAAUCAUACCAAACCCUUUCACUGGGGAAAUUGAACUUCCACUGUGGGCGCUUCGGCAAAUCAAAAAAAGCUGGAUGUCAGUAGAUGGUACUGGAAAGACCACAAGCAAAUGCAAACCAAUGUUUGAAGUGGAAACUCCAAUGGUGGCGUUCCUCAGACUGGGUUCUUUGUCAUCGUCCAAGUCACAGUUGAUGAACAACCUGAUCAAUAAACGACAUGAUACGUUCUUUCACAGGAACUGCCUCCGGAGCAGUAAAACCCGGCUUCUGAUGGAUGGAGUUGUUGAAAUCGCCUGGUAUUGCCCUUCUGGAGGAUCUGAUUGGCUUAAUGACUGCACUGCCUUCUGCAAUCUUCAUGGAGAUGCUGGAAACCACAGCGUCCAACGUGAAAUGCUGACACAAAUGGCCACAGUAAACGUUGUACUUCUGUCCACCCUGGGAGAGGAUGACGGUAAUCGCAAGACAAUUGAGAAACUUUCCGAAUCCCCGAAGCCUCUCAUUUUUCUUCUCACUGACAGCGACUCAGAUGUAGAGGAACUGUGGGAAGGAAAGUACAGUAUCGGUUUGAAAGGCAGAAGUCAGUCUGAUGUGGCUGAGGAAUUAAAACUAAUUCUUCACAAAUGCUGCACACAUGAUUCACAGUCUGAAAUUAAAACUUUUAAACUUGAGGACGUCGCCAAGCUUACAGAUAUAGUCGUGGAUGAGGAGAAUGAAGAAUGUCAGAAAGCGAAGAAUAAAGCAAACCAGACACUGAGCCUCCUGAACCAAGAAAAACUGACCACCAUCAAAGAGAAGCACUUGCCGUGUCAGGGAAAGCUGUGGCACGAUUGGUGUCAGAAGAACAAAAAUCUCUACCACUUAAUAGGACACCCAGAGGAACACAAAACCACCAUAAAGCAGCAAAUGACUCAAAUCCGUAGCCAGCAACAUGAACUCGCUUUCAGUCCUUUAAUAAAGAUGUUUUCUGAUCAUCUGAGGGUGCUAGAAGAAAACGAAAGACAGUACUUCCUGAAGUGGCUUGGAAUCGUUCUGGACAGCUUGACGUCGGAUCAAGUGUCUGCACUUCUUCAUGCAUAUGAUGAACAGUGGUCCAUGGUCUCGAAGCAGAAACAAGCUAAAUCACCAGUGCUUGAUGAAGACCAAGCUAAACUGGAGGAAAUCUCCAAAGACCUGAAUGCUGUAACCUUUGGUGUGGAACAUCUGCUUAGAGAAAUGGGUCAGAUUUAUGAAUCAUUUAAAUCCACACAAAGCACUAAAGGAACGGCCGAACACGACGAGGCAUUUUGCUCCCUCCCUCGGAUAGCUGCAGAGAUCAUGCUGUCCGGAUACCCGCUGGAGCUGAUGGAUGGUGAUGCCGGCCAUGUUCCUCUGAUCUGGGUUCCAGCAGUUAUAGAUGAACUCAUAAAGAAAGUGGGAGACAAGAGAGUCUUUGUGUUGUCAGUUCUGGGAAUCCAGAGCUCUGGGAAGUCCACCAUGCUGAACGCCAUGUUCGGUCUCCAGUUUGCAGUCAGUGCUGGAAGGUGCACCCGAGGAGCCUUCAUGCAGCUGGUCAGAGUAUCAGACGAAAUGGAUGGAGGGCAGCAGUUUGACUAUAUUCUAGUCGUUGACACUGAAGGUCUCCGAGCUUUAGAGCUGGACGGAAAGACGACCCUACGUCACGAUAACGAACUCGCUACAUUUGUUGUAGGACUUGGAAACCUAACACUCAUCAACAUCUUCGGCGAGAACCCUGCUGAUAUGCAGGACAUCCUUCAGAUUGUUGUUCAGGCCUUUCUAAGGAUGAAGAAGGUCAGACUGAGUCCCAGCUGCAUGUUCGUGCAUCAGAAUGUUGGAGACAUCAGUGCAGGGGAGAAAACCAUGGAAGGGAGAAGGCGCUUGCAGGAGAAACUAGACGAGAUGACCAAGCUCGCUGCUAAAGAAGAAGAAUGUGAUGCAGAGUGCUUUAGCGACAUCAUUGCGUUUGAUGUAAAGAAGGAUGUCGGGUACUUUGCACAACUCUGGGAGGGGAAUCCACCAAUGGCACCACCAAACCCCAAAUACAGCGAAAACGUUCACGAAAUGAAACAAAUGAUCCUCUCAAAGAUCUCCACAAAUCGUGGGAUGACACUGUCAGAGUUCAAGCUGAGUAUCAAGGAUUUAUGGAAGGCACUUCUGAACGAGAACUUUGUGUUCAGCUUCAGGAACACUCUAGAGAUCGCUGUCUACAGGAGACUAGAACACGAAUACAGUAAGUGGACCUGGAGCCUGAGGAGCGCCAUGCUAGCAGUCGAGAACAAACUGUACAACAGAGUCAGCAAUGAAGCGUCUUUGAGGAUCGAUGAAAGGCACCUCGCGGAGCAGAUCAAAGACACGAAGGAGGAAGUCGAUCGGGCCGUCGGUCGUUUCUUCAGCAACGACGGCGAUAAAGAAAUUCUAAUCCAGUGGCGAGAGAGGUUCCAGAGAAAAAUCAAGGAUCUCUACAGUGAGCUGGUGGAACGAACGAAAGAGAAGCUGGAUCACGUCUGUAGACAGAAAGUCGCGAGAGAAAGGCUAGACGUGGAGAAGAAAAACUACGAGAAUAAGCUCUUCAACCUGAGCAAGGAACUCGCCUGCGGUUUAAAGAACAAUGACACUGAUGAAGAUGCUCUCAAGAGUGGAUUCGAUGACGUGUGGUCCAAAUGGGUCACUGAGCUAAACCAGGAUGCCCCUUCUGUCGUGGAAAUUGACGUCAUGGGAGAUGUGACGAAGAUUCUGUCUGAAACCUACGAGCUGGCACUUGUGUGUGAGCGGCAGAAUCUGGGAGACUACUGCAGACUGGAUGUUCUGGGAAACUAUUCAGACUACGUCAUCUUUAAAAAGCUUUUAGGGCAACAUGAAGCAGACGAGCCUCCAACAGAGGAUGAAAAGAAGAAAUCUGGUAUGUUUAAUCAGACUCGCAGAUUUAUUACCAACGCAGGCAGAACCCUUUAUUCAGCGGUGGUUAAGAGGCAUGAACAGACAGACAGCGUUCCUGUAACAGAGAUGCUCUCAUUCGGGGAUAAUGACCAGCUAAGAGCUCUUGUAAAAGAGACCUGCCAACAGACUGACAAAGAAGUUCAGAGAAUGUCCAGCGAAGGGCUCGGAUAUAAUCACAGCUACAUUCAACAAAUCAUUCAAUCGGUCAAAACAAGCGUAGGUGCUCAUGAAACGAAGACGCCUAAAUAUCUCCUGAAGAAGGAAUUCACUGUGGAUCUGUGUCUACACGCUUGUAGCUCUGCUGGUGAGGGAUUCUCCGAGAUACACAAAGAAUUCAAGGAGGCCAAUGAUAUCAGGAUGUACCUGGAGAAACAGAAGCCUCAAUACUUCAACAUCUUCAAGAACUUGUGUAGUGGUGCUACUUCAACUACAGUGUUCGGUACAUUCAUUGUGGAUAAGCUUGAACCUUCUAUCCUACAGACUGCUUAUGAUAAAACCGCCCUCGAUGUGACUGAGAAAAUGAAACGUAACGUUCCAGCGUUUCGUGGUAACAGAUCGAAUCUGGAGAAGCACAUUCUGACAUCACUAGCACUGGAGGAAAACUUUGAGGACUACAUAGCUUACCUUCACAAACCCAAGGAAUACUUUGCUAGUUUCAUUACAAAGGAAGUCGACAAGUAUCUUUUAGAGGAAAAAACUACAGACGUUCUGGAAACUCUCAAGAGUAACAUCAGGUCCACAACAAAGUUUGUCAUAGACUCUGUCAAAAAAGUCACUGAAGAAGCCAAUAACCGUAAUGGAGACGUCAACACGUGGCUGCAGCUUUUAUCCACAGAGCUAAAGGAUGAACUUCAGUUUAAAGAAGAAUCGUAUCCUGAACAGAAAGAAAUCACAGACCUUCAUUUUCUUCAGGAUGUCGUGAAUAAACAUCUGGCUGCUGUCAGGUCAAAGUUAAGUGCCGACUUUCAGCAAGGCUCCGACCUCAGACUGGAAAUGUUCAGAAAGAAACCGAACGAGGCCAUGAUUGAGCACCUUUGUCAGUGCUGCUGGGCACAGUGUCCAUUCUGCAGUGCCAUCUGCACCAACACAUUAGAAGGUCAUUCUGGAGAUCAUGAUGUCCGUUUCCAUCGUAACUGUGGAAUCAAUGGGUGGUCGUUUAUGUUUAAAAAUAAUCUGGGACUUGAAUUCUGCACGACCGCUGUUUCAAGUGAUAAUUUAAAUUUUCGUACAGAAGAUAAAGUGUUCAAGUAUAAAGAUUACAGAAAAGCAGGUGGAGAAUAUGACAAGUGGAACAUUUGCCGUGAUGACUCGGAGAUGCCGUACUGGAAGUGGUUCGUUUGUACGUUUCAGGAGAACCUGGAAAAGCAUUUCAAGAAAAAAUUCACUGGGAUUCCUCAAGAAUGGAAGAACUGCACCAGAGAUAGAGCUAUCGAGAGCUUAAGUGAGCUGUGAUGGAUGAUCACGAUAAUUCAUGAUUCAAUAGUAUGUUCACCACGUCCUCUCCAGUAACAUCUACAGACCCGGUCACAACAAUUAUCUCACCUUACCUUCACAACCACAUCAUCAGUAUCUACAAGCAGCACCACCAUGCCACCAACAACCUUAUCUGCACCAUUAACAACCAUAGCAAUUUCAACAACUACCACAGGGACCACAACCACGUCCCCAUCAUCACUCACUAGCACCACAAUGCCACUUUAUUUCCAAUGUAUUUUGUCAAUAUUAAAAUAUUCAGCUUUAAUGCUUGCAACACACUCAGAAAGGUUGGGACAGGGGCGUGUUUUUUUUCCCCACUAAACUUUAUUGACCGUGUGGAAAUUAAGAAUAAUAAUUGUUGCAGUUUUGCAAGUCAAAUUUUUUACCAUUCUUGCUUGAUAAGAGACUUCAGCUAAUCAAUCGACUGUGGACACCCUCGUCUAAUCCUCUUCUACAUGAUGCUCGAUUGUGUUUGCACCACGGACCGUUUUCAUAUAAGAUAUAAUUUCACGGAUCGACGGGUCGAGAGGAUUUAAUAUAGAAUAACUGUAGAAUGGAAAAUCGAUGUGAAUCCUGAGCUUUUUCGCUGCAUCGAGACGCUGCUCCCACCUAGUGGUGAUUGCGGACAAUAACACCCAAAGAGUAUUAAAAAUGUAAUUGCUCUGGUAGCAAUCUCUAAUUAUUUAUUCUAUUCUAUUCUAUUGUAUGUGUGCGGCCCGGUAAUAAAUGACCCAUGGCCUGGUGGUUGGGGACUUCUGCAGUAAAUGUUUACAACAGGAGACUGGACUGGACUGAAGGCAGGCCUCUAUACAGCCUCAGUGUUGGAGCGUAUGCAGAAUGAGGCUUACAUUGUCUUGCUAAAACAACCAUGGACUUCACAGGGGGGGAAAAAUGAGCCAUCAUUGCUUGUAAUGACUUGCCGUUUGGUUGGUGCUCCUUUUAUACCCAACAUGACACCCUGAUCUGUGUGGCAGUUAUCAGAUUCUAGGUGUUUAUAUUGAUAUUGUGUUUAUUAUUAUAGUAUUAUAGUUAGCCAAUGUCAGAAAUUGGGUUUGUAGUCAUUUAGUUAAUGAUUAAUCAGGUUUAUUAAUCAUACAGCUAAUUCUUGAUUGCUGUUGAAGUUUUAUGUAGACUUGUUGUGUAGUUACUAAGGUAAGCUGUUAAGGAUAUUAAUGCACAGAAUUGAAAUGAAGGAAAUUAUGGCUGGUAAUUGUAAUUGUAAUGUGUAAAACAGUAAUAAGUAAUGUUUUACUAUGCCUAUGUGGAUAUGAUGGUAAAUGGUGUCCCUGUUAGUAUUCAUGUGUGUGGCUGACUACAAUAUAGAAUUGGGGGACCCAUGAAAUUUCAAUUAACCUAUGCACUUGUUGUGUAAACUACACUUGUCCUAAGACAAAAUGUAAAUGUAGUCGUAGAAAAAGUUGGUUUAUUAUUAAAAUGACCAAAUAAUGCAUUUUUCUCCUGCCCCAUCUUUUCAGAUCAAAUAAAAGAGUUAAAAUA
Molecule: messenger RNA, 7353 nt
Organism: Trichomycterus rosablanca
Lineage: Eukaryota; Metazoa; Chordata; Actinopteri; Siluriformes; Trichomycteridae
Product: interferon-induced very large GTPase 1-like
Exons: 3
Coding region: 1-5832 (1943 amino acids)
Molecular function (GO): GTP binding
Source: RefSeq, a predicted model, not a curated record